UCAUGUGACGUCACAGUAGUCUUAAAAUAGCAUACUGAUGUAAACAAGCCAGGAGAGUUGAAAACGUGCUGGUGAAAGGACGUAUGAAUCUUGAUUGCAAAGAUGACGAAGCCAUUGUCAGUUUUGAAGAGUGUUGGGCCGAAGUUGGUGCCAUUCUUUAAGACAGUCUCAAUAUUUUUUGUAUUAUUUGGAGAAGAGUCACACCCAUCUAUAUUCUACUGUAUAGUAAAAUGUCUACCAAUCAUAUCACUCAUAUUAUUCGUUCUUUUACACGGAAUGAGUUUAAACGAAUACUAUCGUUACGCCAGACAUAUUCUCAUUGGAUUAUUUUUCUCGGCUCUGGGUGAUGCUUUUCUAGUCUACAAGAAACAGUAUUUUGAACUGGGUAUUUUGAUGUUUGCCAUCGCACAGAUAUAUUAUUCUCGAGCAUUCGGUUGGCGUCCAUUUAACCCAUAUGCUGGGACAGUCUUCCUGGUUCUAGGAUGUAUCGUGUAUUCAUACAUCAAAGAUGGCAUCAAGGAUGUUGUAUUGAGCUACAUCGUAGGUCUGUACGUCGCUUUAAUCAGUACCAUGGCAUGGAGAUCGGUGGCUCGAGUCCAGUUUUUUGAUGAUUUAUGGACUUGGACCAAGCUAUGUGGAUGUGCUGGGGCUAUAUUAUUCAUGAUAUCGGAUCUUACGAUUGCUAUUGAUAAAUUUGUCACUCCUGUUCCUUUCUCACAUGUGAUAAUCAUGUCUACGUAUUAUGCGGCUCAAGUCGGCAUCUCAUUAUCUGUAGUUGACAGUCAAGUGGAUGAACUGUUGAAAAAGAAAGUUUGAACAUAAUGAUCCUAUAUAUGUAAAUCAACUCUGUAUUUACUGUGUUUACAUAUUUGUUAAACAGAUAUGAUAGAAUUCAAAGUUGAGACAAACUUGUUGAAACAUUUAGAAGUGCUUAUUGUUUAAUAUGACCUUCUCCAAGAAUACAACCAAGGACACUGGCGGUUCAGUUAUAUGACAGAUAUUAGUUGAACUUGGAACUUUGAGUAUCUUAGUUCUUUAACAUCUGCUUCCACAAAAGUGAUAUGGCAGAACUUUAAGAUACAGAUGAUUGUAUUGUACGUGUACAUGUAUUAUUAAAUGACGGCUUAUAUGUGUAUAAUACUUGAAUGGAACUAGAUGUUUAUCAGUGAAGUGUGCUAACUUAAAACCAACCAAAUUCUAUAUCCCAGCUAUAUAUGUUUUUAAAUAUCUCUAUAAUCAAUUUAUACAUUAAAAUGUAUAAAUUGAUUAUAGAGAUAUUGAGAUAAUUAUUGCAAAAUGUGUUUCCAUAUUUAGAGUUUUCCAUUAUGUGAUAUAAAGAGAAAAUCAGCCCUGGAGCAAGUUUCCCAGUUAAUUUGUGAGAUUGAUGGUAAACAUUACUGAUGUACAUUCAGGAAUUAUUGCUAUCUCUUAAUUGAAGAGAGGGGUUUAAAACAUGUAGGCAUCUCACAUCUGUAUGUUCUUCUCUCCAAAUAUUGUUUAUAUUAUAUAUAACACAAAUUCUCCUAAAGAUACAUUAUGUAAGAUUUAAAUAAAGAGUUGGCCAUUCUUGCUAUAAUAGUUCAAAUAUACAUGUAGAUAAUGUAAAAUCAAUAUGUUGAAAAUUUCAUUCAAAUUACUUCAUUUUAUGCCAAGUUAUAACUGUUAGUAGAUUUGACAAGUUGUGUGAAUUGUAGUAACAAGGGCACUGGUAUAUUUGAGACUUAGCCUCGGUUUCCCAUUUUUAAAUGGAGAACAGUUCUAAUCUAGUUGAUAUCUUGGGUAUCCAAUGCCAUCAAGAGUUGAUUAUGGUCUGGAUAAGUUAAUUAAUGUCUAAUUAACAGUUUAACAUGGACAAACAAAGUUCAGUUAUCUUUCUUAUUAUUUCUCUUUACUUUGAUUCCAUAAGUAGAUUCUAAUUGUCCUGUGCUGAAUCUCGUUAAGGGAAAGGAUAUUGAAAUGGGCUCUGAUCUAUCCUUUCGUACUGGAUUUGUUUCCGGAAACACUGUACGCACAUCAACCUAUUAUAAUAGUUGCGUCGUUUACUAAUUGGAUAUUGGAAAUGUCUCGAUUUAAAAAAUUAUAUAAUUCCUCAAAAACAAAUUUGACUUUUGCUAAUUGGAAAUUUCUCUGUUCCAUGAUUUAUAUAUUUCCUCAAAAACGUAUUUGACGUAGUUUUUGCGCGAGGAUUUUGUAGACUAUUUCCUUCAAAACUGACUUAGUUUUUAUCCAAGGGCGUCGAAUGUUGAGUCUUUCUAAUACAAUUCAGUUGUCUGACCUUCCAGUCACAGAGGUUAAAUAGGUUCUAGCUGAUCGGGUUUAGGGUUAAAAAUCCUACAUUUGCCUGUUUAGUCAUAUGUAAAAACUAUAUAAAAAAUUGUCCAUUCUGUUUAAUUUUGCAGUCUGAUUUAAAUGCAGAUGCUAUUCCGUUUUAUUUUUUAUAGUUCAAAAUUUCGUUUUACUUGUCUUUACUACACUAGGAUUUAGACGAAUUAGCCAAUGAAACGGUCUGUUGUGACUAGUUCUUGGCAUGCAGUACAUGGAACUGUGGGUAUUCCACUAGAAACAUAAACGCUGCUUAGUUAAUCAAAUGUCUGACGCCAUGGGGCCAAAAGCCUCUGGGAUGACCCCUGACGUAACCUGAUGUAGUGGAGGCCAUCGAAAGUAUAAAAAAAGAAAUAAAAUAUAGAUCUGUAAUUUUGUAACUGUAAUAGAUAAUAUUCGGGAUAUAUUAGAUUUAUUAAAACCAAAGAAUUAAGAUAUACAUGUAAAUAAUGGUAGACCAGUGAUAUUUGGUCUGUAAAUAUUCUACUUGUACCUGUAUAUUAAUUAUCAAUUGGAAUAUAAUGAAUGAGUUCUUUGUGGGAAGAUAAUUCAGUAAUAAUUGUAAAUAGGAUUUGGGGAGGUAUUUUUGAUCAGCAUUUAAUCAUAUUUGUGUAUAUAUUUGUUCUGUCUUUAUUUCCACAACUCCAGACUGUAUCUCCCUUAUAGUAACUAUUGAUGUUUUAGGUGGCUGUUUCCACGUAUCAGCCUUCUGUAAAGUCAUUAGACCACAUGCUUUGAAUUUCGCGUACACAAAGUAAGCAGAGGUGGAUACUCCGCGAUAAACUUUAUAGUUUGUGUCAUGUGUAAGUCACAUAGCAAUCUAUUUCAAAUAACAACCUGGAAAAUAGUUGCUAUCUAAUACAUAAACAUUCUUUCAUGCUUCAUUUCCCUAAUAUUCACAAUUUGAAUUUGUAUAAAUGGCAUUAGAAAAUGAACAUUAUUUAAAUUAUGGAUUUAUUAUAUUGGUCAACCGUUUGGUUAUGUAUAUUUAUUUAUUAAUUAUAAAUGUUGUUGUGUAUAAAUGAAAUAUCUAUAAAUUGAUUAGUCGACAGACCUGUUUAAUUAAUUAACUAAAGAGGAAAUCAUACUUUGGUGAUCAGUAGGUAAAUGUACCAUCAGAAUGGUGAUAUGUUAAUGGGACAUCACAGUUGCUCAGUGAGUAGGGCGUUGGCUCGCUAACCUUGAUGUCCUGAGUUCGAUCCCAGUGUUGUUCGAGAAAAAGUUCAUUGGGAUUUUCAGACGUGGUUCCCCCUCUGUCAAUGGUGUAGGGCCGAGGGCCUGGCAAAAGAUAAAAUAUGGUCGUUCGGAUGGUCCAAAAAAACGAGGCCCUGUGUAUACAUUAGAGUGCACGUUAAAGAACCCUUGACAGUUGAAAUUUGAAAUAAGACUAGACCAAAUAUGAUUACAUGAGAGUAUUAUUUCCUCUUUAAAGAUAAAAAUGUUUGGACAUAUAAAUAUAUUCAUAACAGACCACAACACAAGGUAUAUAUGGAUAUAACUACUUUUGUAUUAUUUAAUAACGAUUUUCGUAAUACAUACAGAUCACGUUUUCAAGUUAAUGAUGAAUAUAGAGAAGUAGUUAUAUCCAUAUAUACAUGUACCUUGUUUUAUGUUUUAUUAUGCAUAGUUAACCAUGCCUCUAGAUGUUAUUUAAAGAAUUUAAAUAUAUGUCUAGCUUAAUUAAUGGCAUCCAUGCUUAUUAAAUGUAUAAGCAGGUGGUUUAUACCGGUAAUGUCCAUACAUUUUCAAUACAUCUAGUGGUUAUGUUCAGUAUUAAAUUCUAUAAAGGGUUUUAUAUUAAGAUUUCCUCUAAUUAGUGUGAUAUAUUAAGUCAAAUUGAGAUGUAUAUUUAUUUAAAUAUUUUUUGUCUCAUAUACAUGUUGUCUACUAGUAAUCAACGUCAUGUUUUAUUUAUACCAUUUUAAGUGCAUUUCAUCAAAUUAUUUCAAACUACUUGGUAAACUAAAAUACAGGAAUAGAAUUACAGGUUUAUGGUUAAGAAAAUGAAUAUUAAAAGUUAUUGUCUGGAAUUAAUAGCAUCUCCAUUAGUUUAAUUUUUGGUUCUUUGGGGUCUUGAUAUGUAAAAUUUUUGUAGGUGAUCCUGAAAAACAAACAUCCAAAUUAGUAUGUCCUUAUUUUAGUUUUUUUCAUUGUUGUAUAUUGCAUGUAAUUUGUACAAUCAGACAGAUUAGGAUUUAAUUUAAGUUUGUUUAUCACUCAGGAUAAAUAUUUCCUCUAAUGCUUAUAGUAGAAAAAACCUAAUAUAUGUGUAUGAGAUUAUCUAUUAAUCAACUCAGUCCAUUUAUCAACUCUGUUCCUCUACACUUCAUAAUGAGGCCAUACCCAGGGCCGUAACUAGCUCAGCCAUACCCAGGGCUGUAACUAGCUCAGA
Messenger RNA from Patella vulgata (common limpet), 4714 nucleotides. RefSeq names its product lysoplasmalogenase-like protein TMEM86A. Gene Ontology annotation, cellular component: membrane. The transcript is spliced from 2 exons. Lineage: Eukaryota; Metazoa; Mollusca; Gastropoda; Patellidae. The coding region runs from base 103 to 816 and encodes 237 amino acids. The record is from RefSeq and is a predicted model, not a curated record.